Leguminivora glycinivorella is the source of this 7479-nucleotide messenger RNA. RefSeq names its product trithorax group protein osa-like (gene Hrb27C). Gene Ontology annotation, molecular function: actin binding; microtubule binding; RNA binding. The record is from RefSeq and is a predicted model, not a curated record. Gene Ontology annotation, biological process: actin filament polymerization. Bases 464 to 5317 code for a protein of 1617 amino acids. Gene Ontology annotation, cellular component: actin filament; cytoplasm. Lineage: Eukaryota; Metazoa; Arthropoda; Insecta; Lepidoptera; Tortricidae. The transcript has 11 exons.
CGGCCGUUCAAAGUGCCGCGUUGCUCAGUCGGUGCAAGCGCUCGGUUAAACGUGCUGAUUCAUUUACAUAUGGUUACAUACGACGUCGCGCGUUCGAAAACUUCCUUCCCAUCGCGCUGUUAGCACGUUCACGGCUGUUUAUUGCCGACGCCGAAUUUUUCAUGUUGCUAAUUAGUUCUACUCUCUUAUUUCUUUCAUUUAUUGCUAAUAGUGCGCGUAUUUCCCUCCAACCAAUAAAAACAUGAUAAAAAAUCUCAUGAUCUGUACUGUGUCAUGACUUCACAAACGGUUACUAAAGUGAAUGUUACUUUCACUAACUACAUAGUUAGUUCCACAGAAAGCACAGACUAUCUAUUCUGCUCAGCUCAGAAAACUGUUCGUGGGCGGGCUAUCAUGGGAGACGUCGCAGGAGAACCUGCAGCGCUACUUCUCGCGCUACGGCGACGUGAUCGACUGCGUGGUGAUGAAGAACAGCGAGUCGGGCCGCUCGCGGGGCUUCGGCUUCGUCACUUUCGCGGAGCCGUCGCUCGUCAACGUGGUGCUGCAGAAUGGGCCUCACCAGCUGGACGGCAGGACCAUCGACCCAAAGCCGUGCAACCCGCGCACCCUGCAGAAGCCGAAGCGCGGCGGCGGCUACCCGAAGGUGUUCCUCGGCGGGCUGCCCUCCAACAUCACGGAGACCGACCUGCGCGUGUUCUUCGGCCGCUACGGCAAGGUCAUGGAGGUUGUCAUCAUGUACGACCAGGAGAAGAAGAAGUCCAGAGGCUUCGGAUUCCUGUCGUUCGAGGAGGAGAUGUCCGUUGAGCGCGUCACCCAGGAGCACUUCAUCAACCUCAACGGGAAGCAGGUGGAGAUCAAGCGCGCGGAGCCGCGCGACGGGUCCGGCAAGCUGGGCUCGGGCGGCAUGGGCGGCGGCAUGUCGGCGCCCGGGGACGCGCCCGCCGCCGGCCAGUGGGGGCCCCCCGCCGCCGCGCCCAUCAACAUGAUCCAGGGACACAACGGCCAGAUGGGCGGCCCGCCCAUCAACAUGCCCAUGGCCGGCCCCAACAUCAUGCAGGGGUACCAAGGCUGGGGCACGUCGCCGGGGCAGACGUCGUACGCCGGGUACGGCGCGGCGGGCGGCGCAGCGGGGCCGGGCUCGUACCAGGGCUGGGGCGCGCCCCCCCAGCAGGCGCCGCCGCACGCGCCCGCCUGGCCCGCCAACAACAACUACUCGCAGCACACGCAGCCGCCCGCGCAGGGCUACGGCAGCUACGGUCAGUACCACCAGACCACCACCCACCACCACCACCCACCACCGCGGCGGGGCCGGGCUCGUACCAGGGCUGGGGCGCGCCCCCCCAGCAGGCGCCGCCGCACGCGCCCGCCUGGCCCGCCAACAACAACUACUCGCAGCACACGCAGCCGCCCGCGCAGGGCUACGGCAGCUACGGUCAGUACCACCAGUCCACCACCCACCACCACCACCCACCACCGCGGCGGGGCCGGGCUCGUACCAGGGCUGGGGCGCGCCCCCCCAGCAGGCGCCGCCGCACGCGCCCGCCUGGCCCGCCAACAACAACUACUCGCAGCACACGCAGCCGCCCGCGCAGGGCUACGGCAGCUACGGUCAGUACCACCAGUCCACCACCCACCACCACCACCCACCACCGCGGCGGGGCCGGGCUCGUACCAGGGCUGGGGCGCGCCCCCCCAGCAGGCGCCGCCGCACGCGCCCGCCUGGCCCGCCAACAACAACUACUCGCAGCACACGCAGCCGCCCGCGCAGGGCUACGGCAGCUACGGUCAGUACCACCAGUCCACCACCCACCACCACCACCCACCACCGCGGCGGGGCCGGGCUCGUACCAGGGCUGGGGCGCGCCCCCCCAGCAGGCGCCGCCGCACGCGCCCGCCUGGCCCGCCAACAACAACUACUCGCAGCACACGCAGCCGCCCGCGCAGGGCUACGGCAGCUACGGUCAGUACCACCAGUCCACCACCCACCACCACCACCCACCACCGCGGCGGGGCCGGGCUCGUACCAGGGCUGGGGCGCGCCCCCCCAGCAGGCGCCGCCGCACGCGCCCGCCUGGCCCGCCAACAACAACUACUCGCAGCACACGCAGCCGCCCGCGCAGGGCUACGGCAGCUACGGUCAGUACCACCAGUCCACCACCCACCACCACCACCCACCACCGCGGCGGGGCCGGGCUCGUACCAGGGCUGGGGCGCGCCCCCCCAGCAGGCGCCGCCGCACGCGCCCGCCUGGCCCGCCAACAACAACUACUCGCAGCACACGCAGCCGCCCGCGCAGGGCUACGGCAGCUACGGUCAGUACCACCAGUCCACCACCCACCACCACCACCCACCACCGCGGCGGGGCCGGGCUCGUACCAGGGCUGGGGCGCGCCCCCCCAGCAGGCGCCGCCGCACGCGCCCGCCUGGCCCGCCAACAACAACUACUCGCAGCACACGCAGCCGCCCGCGCAGGGCUACGGCAGCUACGGUCAGUACCACCAGUCCACCACCCACCACCACCACCCACCACCGCGGCGGGGCCGGGCUCGUACCAGGGCUGGGGCGCGCCCCCCCAGCAGGCGCCGCCGCACGCGCCCGCCUGGCCCGCCAACAACAACUACUCGCAGCACACGCAGCCGCCCGCGCAGGGCUACGGCAGCUACGGUCAGUACCACCAGUCCACCACCCACCACCACCACCCACCACCGCGGCGGGGCCGGGCUCGUACCAGGGCUGGGGCGCGCCCCCCCAGCAGGCGCCGCCGCACGCGCCCGCCUGGCCCGCCAACAACAACUACUCGCAGCACACGCAGCCGCCCGCGCAGGGCUACGGCAGCUACGGUCAGUACCACCAGUCCACCACCCACCACCACCACCCACCACCGCGGCGGGGCCGGGCUCGUACCAGGGCUGGGGCGCGCCCCCCCAGCAGGCGCCGCCGCACGCGCCCGCCUGGCCCGCCAACAACAACUACUCGCAGCACACGCAGCCGCCCGCGCAGGGCUACGGCAGCUACGGUCAGUACCACCAGUCCACCACCCACCACCACCACCCACCACCGCGGCGGGGCCGGGCUCGUACCAGGGCUGGGGCGCGCCCCCCCAGCAGGCGCCGCCGCACGCGCCCGCCUGGCCCGCCAACAACAACUACUCGCAGCACACGCAGCCGCCCGCGCAGGGCUACGGCAGCUACGGUCAGUACCACCAGUCCACCACCCACCACCACCACCCACCACCGCGGCGGGGCCGGGCUCGUACCAGGGCUGGGGCGCGCCCCCCCAGCAGGCGCCGCCGCACGCGCCCGCCUGGCCCGCCAACAACAACUACUCGCAGCACACGCAGCCGCCCGCGCAGGGCUACGGCAGCUACGGUCAGUACCACCAGUCCACCACCCACCACCACCACCCACCACCGCGGCGGGGCCGGGCUCGUACCAGGGCUGGGGCGCGCCCCCCCAGCAGGCGCCGCCGCACGCGCCCGCCUGGCCCGCCAACAACAACUACUCGCAGCACACGCAGCCGCCCGCGCAGGGCUACGGCAGCUACGGUCAGUACCACCAGUCCACCACCCACCACCACCACCCACCACCGCGGCGGGGCCGGGCUCGUACCAGGGCUGGGGCGCGCCCCCCCAGCAGGCGCCGCCGCACGCGCCCGCCUGGCCCGCCAACAACAACUACUCGCAGCACACGCAGCCGCCCGCGCAGGGCUACGGCAGCUACGGUCAGUACCACCAGUCCACCACCCACCACCACCACCCACCACCGCGGCGGGGCCGGGCUCGUACCAGGGCUGGGGCGCGCCCCCCCAGCAGGCGCCGCCGCACGCGCCCGCCUGGCCCGCCAACAACAACUACUCGCAGCACACGCAGCCGCCCGCGCAGGGCUACGGCAGCUACGGUCAGUACCACCAGUCCACCACCCACCACCACCACCCACCACCGCGGCGGGGCCGGGCUCGUACCAGGGCUGGGGCGCGCCCCCCCAGCAGGCGCCGCCGCACGCGCCCGCCUGGCCCGCCAACAACAACUACUCGCAGCACACGCAGCCGCCCGCGCAGGGCUACGGCAGCUACGGUCAGUACCACCAGUCCACCACCCACCACCACCACCCACCACCGCGGCGGGGCCGGGCUCGUACCAGGGCUGGGGCGCGCCCCCCCAGCAGGCGCCGCCGCACGCGCCCGCCUGGCCCGCCAACAACAACUACUCGCAGCACACGCAGCCGCCCGCGCAGGGCUACGGCAGCUACGGUCAGUACCACCAGUCCACCACCCACCACCACCACCCACCACCGCGGCGGGGCCGGGCUCGUACCAGGGCUGGGGCGCGCCCCCCCAGCAGGCGCCGCCGCACGCGCCCGCCUGGCCCGCCAACAACAACUACUCGCAGCACACGCAGCCGCCCGCGCAGGGCUACGGCAGCUACGGUCAGUACCACCAGUCCACCACCCACCACCACCACCCACCACCGCGGCGGGGCCGGGCUCGUACCAGGGCUGGGGCGCGCCCCCCCAGCAGGCGCCGCCGCACGCGCCCGCCUGGCCCGCCAACAACAACUACUCGCAGCACACGCAGCCGCCCGCGCAGGGCUACGGCAGCUACGGUCAGUACCACCAGUCCACCACCCACCACCACCACCCACCACCGCGGCGGGGCCGGGCUCGUACCAGGGCUGGGGCGCGCCCCCCCAGCAGGCGCCGCCGCACGCGCCCGCCUGGCCCGCCAACAACAACUACUCGCAGCACACGCAGCCGCCCGCGCAGGGCUACGGCAGCUACGGUCAGUACCACCAGUCCACCACCCACCACCACCACCCACCACCGCGGCGGGGCCGGGCUCGUACCAGGGCUGGGGCGCGCCCCCCCAGCAGGCGCCGCCGCACGCGCCCGCCUGGCCCGCCAACAACAACUACUCGCAGCACACGCAGCCGCCCGCGCAGGGCUACGGCAGCUACGGUUCGUACGUGCCGCUGUCGGAGGGCGGCGAGAUGUACGGGCGCGGCGGCGGCGGCGGCGCGCCGGCGCUCACGGGCGCGCUCUCCUCCGCGGCCGCGCUCAGCAAGUCCUCCUCCGCCGACUACUCCUCCUACCAGCAGUACCCGCCCGCCUACCAGCAGGACCAGGGCUCCUCGUACGGCGGCUCGGCGCGCGCCUACAGCUCCGAGUACCACGCGUCCGCGCCGCCGCCCGCGCAGCAGCCAGGUGACGAUUACGAGUAUACUGGGGGCUCAGGCGAUGGCUACCAGCGGUCUUCGAAGCGCGGCUACCACGGCACGAGCUCGGGCUCCACUGCCGCGUCUUACCAUCCCUAUCGGCGUUAACGAGUGACCCCUCACGACACGUGUAUACAACUAUACAAUCAACCGGCAACUGCUUACAAAACUCUGAAAUACCUCCCGGCCGUCGGCGUCUAGACAACUCUAUGGCGGGCAUUGCAUUGCGCAGCGAAACUUCCAUAGUGCUGACUGGACACCGACGGUCAAUGAUAGUGGCGACUCUUAGAGUAGGGGCCUCCUAACUUGUGUUUUAGAGACCCCCGCAAAGACCAGUUCCAGGAUGUGAGUGUUUCUUCAUACGACCAGUGUUUCCUCUUGAGAUAUUAAAAUAGAAGAGAAUAUUUUAAAACAAUUUUGUGUAUUUAACAAUUUCUUUGGAUUAUUUUUAGUGAUUGUUAUUAGAAGCUUUUGAAAAUUUAUUAACAUUGUUUUCUCUUUCACAAUAAAAAUUGAAAUGAAAUAUAAAAGGCCACCAAAUAUACAGUAAAUUGUGCUAAAAUAUUUCCCAAUGAAAUGAUAAUAAUUAUCUAGGGAGGAUAACAUUACGUGUGUAUAGAAAAGCGGUCGUCCACUAUCUCGAGUAUGAACAAAUCGAUUAAAAUUAUUGCAUCAAUUGUAGAUAAGUGUUUUUAGAACAAAUUGAUGUCUGGUCGUUUCAAAUUUUAUCUGUUUCCAUUCUUCAUCAAAGCAGUUGUCACUUUUCUAAACUUGUAUAAUAUUAUUGUACCUUACUUUCAAUGAAGGCAAUCAUUGUGUUUGUAAAUGUUGUUUAAAUGGGCGGGAGUGUAUAAGAAGAUUCAAUACUGCUAACUAAAUUAUUAUACGAGACUUGUCUGCCGAUGACAAUAUACUUGAUACCUAUCUAUCGCUUCUCCGCUGACCCAUUUAUUCUAAGUGCUUGAAUCUAAAAAUUGUACCAAUGUUUAGGACACAAACGAUAUUGAACUCUGAUCUUAUAUACUUCUUGUCUCGUACUUUAAGUUAGUUUAGUUUUCUUUUGGACGUACAUUUGUGUAGCGUGGAUGCGAUGACUCAAACCAGUGAAUGUUAAACACAUACCGACUCUUGUAUAAUUUAGAAUUGUUAUAAAGAUAUUUCCUGUAAGCAGACACUAUUUUUGUGAUGUGUUUGAAGCAAUAGGGAUUUAGAGGAUUCAUCAUUUUGUGACAUCACGUUUAAAUGUUUUGGGAGUUUCCUGUUGCCAAGAAAUGUUGAAUGAAUCGGUAUUUUUUCUAUCAAUAUUACCUACUUGUAUGUAGAUUUAAAAAUAACCAUAUCCAUGGUUUACAAAUUAUUUGUAAUUGUUGCAACUGUCUGAAAUGUAUGUUCUAACGUAAGUAAAUCGCCUAAGAAUCGUGUCAAAUAGAUUUGUCGCGCUCAAAUGCAUUUAUUGAGAAUAGAGCGAUGUGUCCACCCUGAUACAGUAUCAAUAAUGUUCCAAGUUGACAUGAAAUAAUUAUCUAUUACUAUUCCGUUUCUCGAUGUCUUCUGACGGACCACAAUCAAAUGGUACCUCUGAAAGAUUAUACCAAUGUGGUCAAAUCACAUGUUCUGUGGCAAAACUGUGGGUUCUCAUGUGUAUUUCUUUUAUUUACAAUAAAAGUAAUAAGUAAUUAUAAGUUUUAUUUAAAAUCACUGGCAGAAGACUGGCGGGCGCUACACGCUAGGGCCCGCGCUCCUCGACGACGGGUAUAAAUAACUAGACGAUAUUUUUUAUAAUAAUCCUUUUAUUUUUGAAUCGUUUUAAACUACAUUUUAUACAACGCGCGUAGGUAGGCCUUGUGAAUAUGUUUAAAUACUGUACGAAUAAAUUUAAAAACAUCGGUAAGCAUGUAAUUAAAAUUAAUGUUUAUAUUUAUAUCGAUGUAAUAUAAAAUAGAUUUAAUGUACAUUAUCAUAAAGUUCUUAAUUAAUUUAAUAGACUUCGGAUACAGGUGAACAGGCAUAGAGAUUGCUGAGAUUUUAUAAUAAUUAUAGAAAUGACCCUAGAUAUACUUUAAUAUUAACACUUAGCUCACAAGAUUACGUUACGUUAGAUUAGCACUUCUGGACCAUACAGUAGUUAGCCGCCUACACUAUUUUUACUCUUAAUUCUAAGUAUCCUAUUUUGGCUUAGAAUUUUAUAUUGAUAAAAACCAUGUUCUUGCAAUAGAAUAAUAGAAUACGAAAAUUCUUAUGUAUAAUCUGAAUAAAUUAUGUAAAGAGAA